AUGGCAGACGUAGAUAUGACAGACGCCCCACCAACUACAGUGAAGAAGGGUGGUGCAAAGAAGGCAGCAGGUGGUGAAGGUUCGGAAGGCAAGAAGCGCUUCGAAGUGAAGAAGUGGAACGCGGUAGCUUUAUGGGCAUGGGAUAUUGUUGUUGACAAUUGUGCUAUCUGCAGAAAUCAUAUUAUGGAUCUUUGCAUCGAAUGUCAAGCAAACCAAGCCUCUGCCACAAGUGAGGAGUGCACUGUAGCCUGGGGAAUUUGUAACCACGCAUUUCAUUUCCAUUGUAUUUCCCGUUGGUUGAAGACACGCCAAGUUUGCCCGCUUGAUAACAGAGAUUGGGAGUUCCAGAAGUAUGGUCGUUAA
Molecule: messenger RNA, 363 nt
Organism: Sclerotinia sclerotiorum 1980 UF-70
Lineage: Eukaryota; Fungi; Ascomycota; Leotiomycetes; Helotiales; Sclerotiniaceae
Product: RING-box protein 1
Exons: 4
Coding region: 1-363 (120 amino acids)
Biological process (GO): ubiquitin-dependent protein catabolic process; protein ubiquitination
Cellular component (GO): cullin-RING ubiquitin ligase complex; nucleus
Molecular function (GO): cullin family protein binding; ubiquitin protein ligase activity; zinc ion binding
Source: RefSeq, a predicted model, not a curated record